Molecule: messenger RNA, 1328 nt
Organism: Chelonus insularis
Lineage: Eukaryota; Metazoa; Arthropoda; Insecta; Hymenoptera; Braconidae
Product: U3 small nucleolar ribonucleoprotein protein IMP4
Exons: 1
Coding region: 264-1199 (311 amino acids)
Biological process (GO): rRNA processing
Cellular component (GO): Mpp10 complex; small-subunit processome; nucleolus
Molecular function (GO): rRNA primary transcript binding; snoRNA binding
Source: RefSeq, a predicted model, not a curated record
ACCAUCACCUUACUGAAACAUAACCAUUAAAGUAUUGUGUUCAACUUUAAUGAAAUUACAUUAAUUGUGAUCUUAUUUAUUUAAAUAAUUCUAAUAAUUAAUCAAUAGUAAUUUUCAUGAGUUUAAAAAAAAUAUGAUAAUUCAUAUAAGUGUCAGAAAACUGUCUAUUUAGCUUGAAAAGCUCUGAGUUGUGUUUGUGAGUGUCAAAUAAUACAUGAGUACCUGUCUAAUUUAGUAAACAGAAAAACUUUUAAUUCAACAUCAUGUUACGACGACAAGCAAGACUUAGAAGAGAAUAUCUCUACAGAAAAUCUGCUCAAGAUAAAUUAAAAAGUAUUCAAGAGAAAAAAGAACGAUUGAAGAAAUGUUUAGAAGAAAAUACUCAGAUACAUCCGGAUUUGAGGAAAACUGCAUUAUAUCUUCAAAGAAAAAUAAACUGGGAAGAUGCUGGUCCAGAAAUGGCACUGGCUACGUCUACAGAGAUGGGUGGAUCAACAGGAAACCAUGAGGAUGAUGAAUAUCGGUGGGCUGGAGUAGAAGAUCCAAAAAUUGUCAUUACAACUAGCAGAGAUCCAAGCUCUAGAUUAAAAAAAUUCGUUAAAGAAUUACGACUUAUUUUUCCUAACUCACAGAGGAUGAAUCGUGGUAAUUAUGAAAUGAAGCAGCUUAUUAACGCUUGUCGUGCUAAUGAAGUUACUGAUUUCAUAAUGGUUCAUGAGCAUAGAGGCAUUCCUGAUUCACUAAUUAUAUGUCAUUUACCUUAUGGUCCAACGGCAUAUUUUACAAUGACCGAUGUAGUCAUGAGGCAUGAUGUUCCAGAUAUAGGUACUAUGUCUGAACAAUAUCCACAUCUUAUUUUUCAUAAUUUUAAAACUAAACUUGGAUUACGAACAAUGAAUAUUUUAAAAUAUUUGUUCCCUGUUCCAAAAGAAAGCAGUAAAAGAGUUAUUACUUUUGCUAAUCAUGAUGACUAUAUAUCUUUUCGACAUCACAACUACAUAAAAGUUAACGGCAAAGACAUAGAAUUAACAGAGGUUGGUCCACGUUUCCAAAUGAAACUUUAUGAAAUAAAAUUAGGAACUUUGGAUACCAUUGAUGCAGCAGAUACUGAAUGGGCUUUGCGACCUUACAUGAAUACAACUCAUAAAAGAAGAUUUUUGUCAGAAGAAGAUGGAUGGGUUCAAGAGGAUAAUUUAUAGUGAUCAAGAUAAUAUGUCAUUUUUCAUAAGUUAAGAUUUUAAGGUUCAUUUAAUUACACGAACUAAAUUCUUAUUAACUCGAUCAUUUAUAAUAUAAUGUUCUUUUAUUAUUUAUAAUAAAUUAAGAAA